CUCCCAGGCAAAGCUGCCAAAACUUCCCUCUGCUGCUGGAGCUCUAAACUUGGCUGCAGGCCGGCAGUGAGAAGAGACCUAGAGCUACUUCAACAAAACUUUCUUGAGUCCUCCCUGCCUGCUUUCUCUAUCUCCCUUUCUCUCUCUCACCCUCCAACUCUGAUGAGAUUCACAUGGUACUUUGCCCAGAAGAAGGUGGCCAAGAAGAGGGUACUCACCCCCACCCCAAAAUAAGUCUGUUUUCCUUCCUCCACCCCCUCCCUUUUUUAACUUUUUCGGUUGGAAAGACAAAAUGUGCAGGGUGAUAGAUUGGGUGAAUUGAUGGCAUCCCUUUCUCUGCCAAGUCAGUCCGCUCUCUAAAAAUCCCUUUUGGGAAGACUGGAGGAUUUCACUUUGUUGGAGAAUAUAACUGGUGUGGCUUGAAAAAGGGGGAGAGCAGAGAGGAAUACGGGACUCGUACAGUGCUAUCUCUAUUGUUUGAAAUUUACUUUAUAUCAGAAAUUGAAGAUGAAAACGGUAAAGAAAUGGACAAAGUUUAAUAACUAUCAAGUCUGACACCUUAUUGAUAUCUAAAGGAAUUUUACAACAUACUUGUUUUUGAACUGAGAAAAUGACUGCAGAUAUAGAAGAAAGCACAGGUUGUUGGAAAAGAGUACCUGUCAAAAAGUGGAACAUCCAAUAAUUAUUUUGGAAGAAAUAUAAAAUAAAUAUCCCUGUUAUGGUGCGAUUCUGGAGUGGAGUUAACUCUAUAGCACAUAGGUAGCCCUCCAAAAAACCCCAAACCCUUUCUGUUUUUCUAAAUUAUGGAAAUUUUGUGGAAGACGUUGACCUGGAUUUUGAGCCUAGUCAUGGCUUCAUCGGAAUUUCACAGUGACAACAGGCUUUCAUAUAAUUCUCAAGAGGAAUUCCUGUCUUACCUUGAACAUUACCAACUAACAGUCCCAAUAAGGGUUGAUCAAAAUGGAGCCUUCCUCAGCUUUACUGUGAAAGAUGAUGAACCCUCAAGCAGAAGGAAGAGGAGUACAGACCUUUAUGACCAAGCAUCUAAAUUAUUUUUUAAACUUUCUGCCUAUGGCAAGCACUUUCAUUUAAACCUGAUUCUCAACACAGAUUUGGUGUCCAAACAUUUUACAGUAGAAUACUGGGGGAAAGAUGGACCUAAAUGGAAACAUGAUUUGUUAGACCACUGUCAUUACACAGGAUAUUUGCAAGACCAACAUAGCACAACUAAAGUGGCUUUAAGCAACUGCAAUGGUCUGCAUGGCGUUAUUGCUACAGAAGAUGAAGAGUAUUUCAUUGAGCCUUUAAGGAAUAUAACUGAAAAUUCCAAUCAUUUUAGUUAUGAAAGUGGUCGUCCCCAUGUUAUUUACAAGAAGUCUGCCAUGCACCAACGACAUCUCUAUGAUCAUGCUCAUUGUGGCGUCUCAGAAGACCUCACAAGAAGUAAUAAACCUUGGUGGAUGAAUGAUACAUCUGCUUUUCCAACUUCACUUCCAAUUAAUAACACUCUAAGUAGUCAUCGUCGACAGAAGAGAUCAGUAAGCAUUGAACGCUUUGUGGAGACGCUGGUAGUAGCAGACAAAAUGAUGGUGGGAUACCAUGGUCGCAAAGACAUUGAACAUUACAUUUUGAGUGUAAUGAAUAUUGUUGCCAAACUUUAUCGUGAUUCCAGUCUAGGAAACGUUGUGAAUAUUAUAGUGACUCGUUUAAUUGUUCUCACUGAAGAUCAGCCAAACUUGGAGAUAAACCACCAUGCAGACAAGUCCCUCGAUAGCUUCUGUAAGUGGCAGAAAUCCAUUCUCUCCCACCAAAGCGAUGGAAACACCAUUCCAGAAAAUGGGAUUGCCCACCACGAUAAUGCGGUUCUUAUUACUAGUUUUGGUAUGAACCAUGAUGGAAUUGGAAAUUCUUGUGGGACCAAAGGUCAUGAAGCAGCAAAACUUAUGGCAGCUCACAUUACAGCAAACACCAACCCCUUCUCCUGGUCAGCCUGUAGCCGGGAUUACAUCACCAGCUUUUUAGAUUCAGGCCGUGGUACUUGCCUUGAUAAUGAGCCUCCCAAGCGUGACUUUCUUUAUCCUGCUGUGGCCCCAGGUCAGGUGUAUGAUGCUGAUGAACAGUGUCGCUUCCAGUAUGGAGCAACAUCCCGCCAAUGUAAAUAUGGGGAAGUGUGUAGAGAGCUCUGGUGCCUCAGCAAAAGUAACCGCUGUGUUACUAACAGCAUUCCAGCAGCUGAGGGUACUCUUUGCCAGACAGGGAGCAUUGAGAAAGGGUGGUGUUUUCAGGGAGAGUGCGUACCUUUUGGCACUUGGCCCCAGAGCAUAGAUGGGGGUUGGGGUCCGUGGUCAAUAUGGGGAGAGUGCAGCAGGACCUGCGGGGGAGGAGUCUCCUCAUCCAUAAGACACUGUGACAGUCCAGCACCUUCUGGUGGAGGAAAAUACUGUCUUGGAGAAAGGAAACGAUAUCGAUCCUGUAACACGGAUCCAUGUCCUUCAGGGUCCCGUGAUUUUCGAGAAAAACAGUGUGCAGACUUCGACAAUAUGCCCUUCCGGGGAAAGUAUUAUAACUGGAAACCCUACACUGGAGGAGGGGUUAAACCAUGUGCAUUAAACUGCUUGGCUGAAGGUUACAAUUUUUACACUGAACGUGCCCCUGCAGUAAUAGAUGGAACUCAGUGCAAUGCUGAUUCGCUGGAUAUCUGUAUCAAUGGAGAAUGCAAGCAUGUGGGUUGUGAUAAUAUUUUGGGAUCUGAUGCUAAGGAAGACAGAUGCCGUGUGUGUGGAGGAGAUGGUAGCACAUGUGAAGCCAUUGAAGGUUUCUUCAAUGAUUCAUUGCCCAGAGGAGGCUACAUGGAAGUGAUUCAAAUUCCAAGAGGUUCUGUUCACAUUGAAGUAAAAGAAGUGGCUAUGUCAAAGAACUACAUUGCUUUAAAAUCUGAAGAGGAUGACUACUAUAUUAAUGGUGCCUGGACUAUUGACUGGCCUAGAAAGUUUGAUGUCUCUGGGACAGCUUUUCAUUACAAGAGGCCAACAGAGGAACCUGAAUCUUUGGAAGCUUUAGGCCCUACUUCAGAAAAUCUCAUAGUCAUGAUUCUGCUACAGGAACAGAAUUUGGGUAUAAGAUAUAAAUUCAAUGUUCCCAUCUCUCGUACUGGCAGUGGAGACAAUGAAGUUGGUUUUGCAUGGAAUCACCUGCCUUGGUCAGAAUGUUCUGCCACUUGUGCUGGAGGAAUACAGAAACAAGAGGUGGUGUGUAAAAGGUUGGAUGAUAACUCCAUUGUACAGAACAACUACUGUGAUCUAGACAGUAAACCACCAGAAAACCAAAGAGCCUGCAACACUGAGCCUUGCCCACCCGAGUGGUUUAUAGGAGAUUGGUCAGAAUGCAGUAAGACCUGUGAUGGAGGAAUACGUACACGAACAGUUCUCUGUAUCAGAAAGAUUGGACCAUCUGAGGAGGAGACACUGGACAAUAUUAACUGUUUAACACACCGGCCUAUUGAAAAAGAACCCUGUAACAAUCAGUCUUGUCCACCACAGUGGGUUGCCUUGGACUGGUCAGAAUGCACUCCAAAAUGUGGUCCAGGAUUCAAACAUCGGAUUGUUCUGUGCAAAAGCAGUGACCUUUCAAAAACAUUUCCAGCUGCACAAUGCCAAGAGGAAAGCAAGCCUCCAGUCCGCAUCCGCUGUAGCUUAGGCCGAUGCCCCCCUCCUCGCUGGGUUACUGGAGACUGGGGACAGUGUUCUGCACAAUGUGGUCUGGGACAACAGAUGCGAACAGUGCAGUGUCUCUCAUAUACUGGACAAGCAUCCAGUGAGUGUCUAGAAACUGUUCGACCUCCAUCAAUGCAACAGUGUGAAAGCAAAUGUGACAGUACUCCCAUUUCCAACACGGAAGAGUGCAAAGAUGUGAACAAAGUGGCUUAUUGCCCACUGGUGCUGAAGUUCAAGUUCUGCAGCCGAGCAUACUUCAGACAGAUGUGCUGUAAGACCUGCCAAGGACACUGACCCACAGAAAGCAAGAGAGAGUGCCUUGUUAUAUCAUUGUGGAAAUGUGUCCAUCGAAGAGAGCCACACAGCGGAAUGGGAUUGAGGUCCUUGCAAAUACAUUACCCUGUGGAAAACGUAACCACUGGUCAGCCCCAGCUGACAGGAUUUCAAUAUUAUUUUAACUUCUGUGAAGUGGGAUUUAUUCAUCCAAAGUGCUGGACACAGUAUAAGGAGGGCAUGCCAAAUUGGAAAGAUCCACACAACACAUAUAGAAUAGCUUACUGUGGAACAUUUGUGUUCUUUUGACUAAAUCCAAUAGUCUGUUUACCUCCUUGGACCAUUAAAGUAAUUUUUAUUAUGGACUUAGCAAUGACACUGAAUCCAUUUAUAUUUAAAACUGUUUAAAAUGUAGCUGUUAUGACUUGGUCUACUAUGGAAGUAAAGAAGAAUCAAACAAUCUUAAGUCAUAGCUUAAAAUGUUAACUAUUUUAUCUCAUUACACAGCAUCACAAUUUAAAUUAUAAAAUGGCUUGGAAAUGUUAUUUAAGGAGCAAUUAUAAAUCUGAAGUAAAGAAAAUUAUAUUUUUUCCUUCAUUCCACCUAAUUCCCUUAGGAGUAAUUCAUAUUUGCUGAACACUGCUGUGAGCCAUAUAUUAAGUUAAACUAAACAAAACAACCAUAAGGAACUUAGUUUUAAGAGGUGCAACAGUUAUUGCAGGUGUGCAUGAAAUACAAGUGUGCUGAUAAAUCUGUGCUACAGAUAUAUAGCCAUUUUGCCAUUGUACAAGUGAAUCUGAGAUGUCCACUAAAAGGGAAAAACAUUUCAAUACCAUGGAGAAGCCAGAUUUCAAUAGUGGUGAAGACCAUAGUGCUGCAUACUUCACUACUAGUGUAUAGGCUUACAUUUUAUGACUCCAAUUCACUAUUGUUUACAUCACUAGCCACAGAGAGGCAUCUAGUCGUGUUUUACAUGUUACUCCCUACUCACGAUCACCAAGAAGUUCUAGUGCAAAAGAUAAAUGUACUGUGUAAUAGUAAGGCAGUCUCUCUGCAAACUUUGCUGACAAUUACAGUGGGUUCCAGAUGUUCCCUUCUUUGAUACAAUAGAAGGGCAUUUAUUUAUGAGAGUGUGUUUUAAUGCACAGAUUUGGAGACCGUAACAGAGUGGGCAAGGAUUACAACCAAAGAAUAAAAGAGUUAUGGGGACUUUCUGGUCAUAUUAUCAUAAUCUUAAUACUCACUGAAUACUUUUUUAGUUAAUACUCUGAGUUGCAUUUAAAUGUGAAACCAAACUACUUGGACAAGUCAGAUCCAGAAUUUAGAAUAGUCCUCUUCCCCUUCCCCUCUUGAUACAAGGUUCAACAAGGAGAUAAGGAAAGUGGGUACUUGUUUAUAUUAUAUAUUGUACUUGAACAUUUGCAGUUUGCAGCAGGUACUUGAUGAAUGUGCUUUUGUGACCAACUAUGUCUCCUUUGUUGUAGUGCAAUUAAAAUUAUGUGAACAACACAUUGUGUUAACACUAAAAAUCAAAUGGCACUUUUAAAAAAAAAGUACUCUUUCAAUGAAACAAGUAAGUUCAAUAAAUCACAUGAAAUCUAAAUGUCAGUGUAUUUAACAAAUAAUAAUAAGCCAAAUGUGUUGCACACUAUUUACUAAUGUGAAUUAACAAGGAAAAAAUAGAUAUUCUUAACAGGAUUCUUGUACUAUGAAACAUGUUGACAAUCUAUAUGUGGCAUUUUAUGUAGCCCACUUAUUCAGAACCAUCAAACUCCUGUCAUCUGCUACCUCUUGACAGUGUUUUUCACUUCCUUACACAUGUGACCAGUGGAAUUCAUUUCCAGUAAGCAUGACUUUACUCACAUACGGCCAUCUGCUGCUCUCAGUCCCCGUGUUCACAACUCCCAUUGUCACUGAUUCUCAAUAAAUAAAUAAAAAAAAUAAAAACUGGGAGUUGCAUAUAUGGAUCAAGGACAGGGUAUAGCCCUUAGUUAAUGAGUGAAUGACCUUUCUACAUCUAUUGAGAGAAUAACUUGGUGCUAGCAUGCGUUGACUAAGUCAAAAAUAUGAUAAAAGGGAAAGGUGUUGCUGUGGCAUUCUCUAAGCAAGCAGCUUCUUUGUAUCAGGAUCUGGUUUUCUCCAGGGCAUAAUUGUGUUUAUUAGCUAAUGUGUCUGUUCGACUAACAAGAAAGUUUUUUUUUUUUUUUAAGUAUUCAAAAUGAACUUUUUUUUUUUUACCUCACUUAGUACAUUAAAGUUGCAAGGAGUGUUUCCACAGACACAUUUUGCUCUCUCACUGGUGCUAGAGGACUAGGGAGUCCAAUGUUUACUCUGCAACUUAAAACAGCACUGAGGUUGGAAAUUUAAGGAACUCCCUGGAGCAACAUUGAUUUGCAUUGUUAAAGGGAACAAAACCCAGAAUGUAUUUGAAUUUACAAACUAAACCACACUUCUGACUAAGACCUGAAAAUAAAACCUAAUUGAAAGGAAAAAAAACCAUUGGUUUCCCCAGCACAGUUCAUUGCUGCUGCUACACUGUAGCCACCUAUGUAAGCUAAGCUAAAUAAUGUUAUAUUCUUAAGUAGUGACAAUAAGACUAUGUGUUUAGGCUGUAUAAAUAUUACAGGCCUAGAAUCAAAUAGUAGAGUACUAAAUACACAGAGCAAUCUGGUGCAGUACUUCCAUUCAGCAAUAUCACCAACUGAAGCAGAUCAAACUAAAAGGAAAAAAAAUUCUAUAAAUAAAACCCUUCAAAGUGUAUACACCCAGAAAUAAUCCAUUUCAUUAGGAACUUUGUUAAUGGAGUGAAUGUCACAUAGAUAUCCUUAAUAAUACAGACUGAAGAUAUCUUUGUAUUAUUGUGAUUAGUUGCUUAUUAUUUUAUACUCAGUAUUAAUGUGGUACACUGUUACUUUAUUAUUAUUUUUUGCUUUUGUAAAUUAUAUUCUAAUUUAUUGUCAUAUUUCCUAACACAUGUUCUACAUGCAUUCUCCUGCUUGUAAUGAAAACAAAAGUAUUGUAACACUUGAUGCAGUGAAAUUCCACACCAGGCACAGAUUUGUUUUUAACAUAGUUAAUUUAGUAAAAUAAAACUGCAGCUUUUAAAAAUGGCGUCCAUGGUAAAGUUGUCU
Molecule: messenger RNA, 7117 nt
Organism: Trachemys scripta elegans
Lineage: Eukaryota; Metazoa; Chordata; Testudines; Emydidae
Gene: ADAMTS6
Product: ADAM metallopeptidase with thrombospondin type 1 motif 6
Biological process (GO): extracellular matrix organization; proteolysis
Cellular component (GO): extracellular matrix
Molecular function (GO): metalloendopeptidase activity
Source: RefSeq, a predicted model, not a curated record